AUGUGGGAGGCACAAUUCUACAGGAAAACUGGCAGAAGGAGUAGGUUGGCAAAAGCGAAGAGUGAUGUUUCUGAAGGCAGGCGACUUCUGAUGACAGAGUCAUCUAGCCAGCGCUGGAUGAGGCUGACUACUUUGAGGCCUAUGUCUGGGAUCCUGGCUUUGUCAGAGGAGUGGGCGAACACGUUAGGAAAGGAUCUUACUGUCAAAAUACACCUGAAUAGGAGAGAUGAAUGGCUGAUAAAUGGGGUUGGAGAAAGGCACGCAGCCAUCAAAUCCCUGGUAGUGGUCCACAAUCCAUGCCCUGACUACAAAGUGAUGAAGAAGCAUCGUAGGAGUAAAACUUACUACGAAGAUGUCAGAUCAAAUUCCACUGAAUUCAAUUUGACAUGGAUGCUUGAUAUCCUGCAAGGAACAGCAUACCACCAACAUAUUCAUCCCCCUAGCACAACUCAAGCGUCAUGUCAGAAUACUGGAAGGGCCACUCUACAUUCGGUGAAGCGACGAGACAGUGGGGGUAAAGAGGAUGUGCCAGUGAUGACAAGAUUGUCAUCCUGUCAGUUGUUGGAUUUGCAAGCAGGAGCUCCGUCGUAUCCCGUCAGCCGAGCUAUAUACCCCUUUAUGUUGGGAUGGACUUGGUUACCGUUAUAUACUAACUACGGACUGUCGGACACCCUCACCGCAUUUCUGCUUAUCACUACGCUGUGUGAGGUCUACAAUAUAGCUAACAGUCCAAAGGGAAAUGGGACCACUUCGAUGGAUCCAAGCCCCGACCCUGUUCUCUCUGCCCCCACCACUGCUCUGGUCAAUGAGCUGGAUGAAUGGGAGAAAGACGAGGCUGUAGCCAAGAACCUCCUGCUCUCGAAGAUCCCUGACUCAGUCGCUAUGAAGAUCCAGCAUCUUCCCACAGUCGCUGUCACCUGGGCAAAAAUUGAAAAGGAGUUCACCGAUAAGAGCGGCUACGCACAGACCUGA
This is a messenger RNA of Desarmillaria tabescens, 972 nucleotides long. RefSeq lists its product as uncharacterized. Lineage: Eukaryota; Fungi; Basidiomycota; Agaricomycetes; Agaricales; Physalacriaceae. The record is from RefSeq and is a predicted model, not a curated record. Bases 1 to 972 code for a protein of 323 amino acids. The transcript is spliced from 9 exons.